AUGGAAAGCGCUAGAGGUGCUACAGGUUCUCCGCAGUCGCUUUUGCCCACAACGCUCGUCUUGUCGUUGCCGACCGUUUCGGCUGUGCUGCUCGACGUUUGUCGGCAGAUAGCACUGCUGGCACUGCGGCUUCUGUUGUGGACGCUGUUGGCGUUGGCCCGGUCGGGCAAGGACCCCCUGGCUCGUGCUGCUGCUGCUGCUGCUGCUGCUGCUGCCCCAGUCUCGUCCGCGUCCUCUUCUGCCGCCGAGUCCACCGACGACGUCGAACCCACCUGCUGGAUGGCAAAGUCCAUCGGCAGUCGGUCGCCCAAGCCCGCCUCGAUGCCGACUACGCUGUUACCCGUCCGCCACGUCGACGAUGCUGUGCCGCAGAUCCGUGAGAUACAGCAGGAGCGUCCACAUGAUGAGGCACGCCAGCCAGGCCACGACGUGCCGCCACACGGGGCGGCCAAUGCGGGCCAGCAGGCUUUUCUGGUCCUCGCCAGCGGGUCGGCCGAUUUUGGUUUCCUCGCCUACGGCUCGCCCGUCUUUGGCUUCCUUUUCCUCGCUUGCGGCUCGCUUCUCAUGUCUUCCGUCCUCAUCGGUUCGCCCUCGUCCUCGUCCUCGUCCUCGCGCGGCUCGCCACUGCCGCCACGGCCGCCACCCCGUCAGCACAUACACACCCAGCGUCAUCGCCAGCCACAACACGGGCACCCCAAUCACCAAGUACUUCAACGCCUCCAGCGCCUGCCAGUACACCAGCCCGCCCCGCUGGUCGCACGUAUAGAGCACGGCCGCAAAGUUGUCGUCGGGGUUGGCGACGCGGCCCUGGUACGCGUAGUCGAGCUCGCUGCGGGGGUCGAGAAAGACGACGGCCGCGGCCAGGGCCCACAAGACGACGAGGACGGCACGGCGCAGCCACGUGCGGCGGCCUUUGCGGCGUGGGUGGUGGUGGUAGUGGCGGUAGUGGUGGUAGUGGUGACGGGGCCACUCGUCUUCCUGCGGAAGGAGAGCGUAGAGCACAACGGGAGGGAACACGGCAUAGAGGCCCACCAGGAGCCCCAGCGCCGAGUCGUACAGGGCGUGUCCGCUGGGAAUGUUUUGGGAAUUGACCGGGUGCCGGCGCAGCUCGUUGGUGUGGAAGGCUUCCAUGACGAGGGCGGCGACGAGGAUGGCGAUGGCGAGCACGGCGGCGGCCAUGAGAAAGCCGUCCAGACUGCCGCGGAGGGCGUCGAAGCACCGGUGGCCGGCGCGGGCCAGUCGUCCCCGUUCUCGCCCUCGUCCUUGUCCUCGUGGAUUUUGCGUUACCUUGCUCUGCUCGACGGAGAGGGCGCCUGCACAGCGUCGUCGUCGUCUCUGUCGCUGCUCCCGCACAAAGCGCUUGAUCCGCCACGCGGUAAACACCAGCAGGUACAGCGUCGUGAGCGACGCCUCAAUGUAGUACGAAAUCACGACGCCGAUGCCCGACAGGUCCGCGUUGCCGGUGAAGGCAAUCGCCUUGCAAAACUCGCGCUGGCAUUUGUCGGCCGGCGCCCAAAUCACAUUGUCGACAAAGUCCGGGUCGACGCUCCACCGCCCGCUGGUGGCGUUGUAGGUGUGGAACAGGUGGCUCGUGAGCCACUGCGUGACGACGCCAAAGUACGCCGUGCCCGCCGGCGAGUCGACCGUCUGCGUCAAAUUGCCGCCGUCGCCGCCCGCGGUCGCGUCGAAGACCCAGUCCGGCGGCAGGGCGUAGCUGACGAGCAGAAUGGUGAGCGGGAUGCUGCCGCCCAGCGCCUCGGCCGGGUCCCACGGGUUGGGCGCGACGAACGCGGCGAGCCACUGGCCGUAGACGGAGCAGUUGCGGGCAAAGUCGAGCUGGGACCAGUCGGGGAUGGCAGCGGCGCCGGGGUUGGCCGUGCCGGGGUUGGCCAUGGCCGUCAUUGA
Molecule: messenger RNA, 1905 nt
Organism: Sporothrix brasiliensis 5110
Lineage: Eukaryota; Fungi; Ascomycota; Sordariomycetes; Ophiostomatales; Ophiostomataceae
Exons: 2
Coding region: 1-1905 (634 amino acids)
Source: RefSeq, a predicted model, not a curated record